This is a messenger RNA of Elaeis guineensis (African oil palm), 2736 nucleotides long. RefSeq names its product mechanosensitive ion channel protein 10. Gene Ontology annotation, cellular component: plasma membrane. NCBI's taxonomy places the organism in Eukaryota, Viridiplantae, Streptophyta, Magnoliopsida, Arecales, Arecaceae. Gene Ontology annotation, biological process: detection of mechanical stimulus; transmembrane transport; monoatomic anion transport. Gene Ontology annotation, molecular function: mechanosensitive monoatomic ion channel activity. The record is from RefSeq and is a predicted model, not a curated record.
GUUUGGGUACUAUAUCACUGUCACAUGCUGGUUUUCGGGUCCCACUAUUAGACCGCUGGCAUUCGGUCAAAUUCUUGGCAAUAAUAAAUCCCUCUGUCAGUACUUACUGCUCUAUUCCAGUUCCCCUCGCCUCUCUCUCUCUCUCGCACUCGGAAGAGGCUCAAAAUGCAAAACUCGGAGAAAGAUCAAGUAGUCCUCAACAUGCAGUCCCCGGAUCUCACCGAUCCCCAACUCCCCCCCGCCGACAAGCCACCCCCAAACCAUAAUUCAAAUCCGAACACCGCCGCCGCCGCCCCUCCGUCGAAGCCCUCCCGGCAACCCCUCACCACCCCGGCAGUCUCCAAGCCCAAAUCCCGCUUCCUGGAGCUCAACUAUCCUCCCCCUCUGAAGCCCGAGCUCCAGCACCUGUCGGAGAUCCCCAAGAGAUCCGAUGACACCGACUCCGACGAUCAAGAAGACGAGGAGGAGGAGCAGCCCAUCUCCGACAAAUUUCUCCGGGAGAGCGGGAGGCGGUGGUUCGGUUGGCGGGCCAUGCUCGAGUGGUCCGCCUUCGUCCCCAUCACCGCCUGCCUCGUCUGCAGCCUCACCCUUCCCUCCCUCAAGCUUCACACCCUCUGGGGUCUGAAACUUUGGAAGUGGUGCCUGAUGGGCCUGGUGGUGCUCUGCGGCCGCCUCGUCUCUGGGUGGCUGGUGUGGACCCUGGUGUUCGUCAUCGAGCGCCACUUUAUCCUCCAAGAGAAGGUGCUCUACUUUGUGUACGGCCUCCGGAAGAGCGUCCGCAGCUGCGUCUGGCUCGCCCUCGUCCUCCUCUCCUGGUAUCUCGUCUUCGACCCCAAGGUCGACACCUCCCCCGUCCUCCACCGCUUCUCCCGCGCCCUCGUCGCCGUCCUCAUCGCCGCCACCAUCUGGCUCCUCAAGAUCCUCCUCGUCAAGGUCCUCGCCUCCUCCUUCCACGUCACCACCUUCUUCGACCGCAUGAAGGUCAGCGUCUUCCACCACUACAUCCUCGAGACACUCUCCGGGCCACCCCUCGACGAAGAUGAUGUCGAUGCCAUCAGAAGCAAUAAAGAGGAGGAGAAUGAGAAGAAGAAGAAGAAGAAUCUGAUGCGGCGAUCGCCGGCGGCGGGGAUGAUGGGGCGGUCGAAGACGAUACCGGAGGCGAGGGCGGGGUCGUCGCGGAGGAUCGACAUCGAGAGGCUUCGUCUUCUGAGCCGGGCAGGGACGAACGCCCGCAGCGUGAGGAGGCUGGUGAGCCACAUCAUGAAAACGGGGCUCUCCUUGUCGACGCUCUCGAGGACGCUCGAUCGGACGGUGGACCGCUUCGGCAAUACGGACGCGGACUCGGAGAUCACCAGCGAGCGCGAGGCCCGCGUCUCCGCCGAGCGCAUCUUCAAGAACGUCGCCAAGCCCCGCCACAAGUACAUUGAGGAGGAGGAUUUGAAGAGGUUCCUGACCAGGGAGGAGGUGCACACAAUAUUUCCACUCUUCGAAGGAGCCCUUGAGACUGGAAUGAUUAAGAAAUCGGCAUUUCGCAAUUGGGUGGUAAGAGCUUAUCGAGAGCGGAAGUCAUUAGCUCAUUCACUGAAUGACACAAAGACUGCAGUGCAGCAGCUGCACAAGCUGGCGAGUGCUGUUGUGAGUGUGAUCAUUAUUAUAGUUUCACUUCUUGUGAUGGGGGUGGCCACCACAAAAGUCCUUGUGGUAGUCACUUCCCAAUUGCUGGUGGCUGGCUUCUUGUUUCAGAACAUGGGCAAGACCAUCUUUGAGUCCAUCAUCUUCGUCUUUGUCAUGCACCCUUUCGAUGUGGGUGAUCGCUGUGUGAUUGAUGGUGUUCAGAUGAUUGUUGAAGAAAUGAACAUAUUGACUACAGUCUUCCUUCGGUAUGAUAACGAGAAGAUCUACUACCCGAAUGCAGUACUGUUGACAAAGCCUAUCAGCAACUUCUAUAGAAGUCCUGACAUGGGUGAUAUGAUUGAGUUUUCGAUUGAUGUUUCUACCCCAGUCGAAACUGUUGCUGCUCUAAGGAAAUCAAUACAAACGUACCUGGAGAGCAAGCCGAAGUAUUGGCACCCAAAGCACUCAGUUCUGGUGAAAGAGAUUGAGAAUGUCAACAAAAUGAAAAUGGCUCUAAAUGUGCUCCACACAAUGAACCAUCAGAACUUUCCUGAAAAGAAUAAUCGACGGUCGGAACUUGUAUUUGAGCUGAAGAAGAUCUUUGAAAGUCUUGGCAUCAAAUAUCACCUCCUCCCUCAAGAGGUCCAUCUAACCCAAGUCGUUAUGGCAGAUGGGAGGAUACCUGCGCCACCUCCUGCACCUACUCAAGUUUGAUUCCAAUGUGAUAGUUGAGAUAAACUUGGCAACUAAUCUUACACCCGACUCCCUAAAUGAAGUACUGGUAAUGAGAUGUGGCUAUAGAGGAAAGUGGUUGGUCCAAGGUCGGUUUUACAGUGUUGAAAAUGAAAGCUGCAAGAAGUGCAAGAGCAAGACAAGCCUUAUUAAUGAGAUUUUGGGGAGAACAGUUUCCCAAAUUUGUGGAAUGACUGCAAUAGAAAGAAAAAUCCAACAAUGUCUUCAUGAGAGAACAACAAUCCCCCACAACCAUGUUGGUCUCCUUAUGCAGUCUUGCUGUUAUGAAGUUGUGAAAAGUAUUUGUAAACAGGAAUGUAAUGUUGUACCAAAAAUAAAAAUAAAAAACAGAUAUGUAGUGAAUGCAUCUCAAGUCUGACAUUUUUUGUU